Molecule: messenger RNA, 3153 nt
Organism: Penicillium cataractarum
Lineage: Eukaryota; Fungi; Ascomycota; Eurotiomycetes; Eurotiales; Aspergillaceae
Product: putative beta-galactosidase
Exons: 3
Coding region: 1-3153 (1050 amino acids)
Biological process (GO): lactose catabolic process
Cellular component (GO): beta-galactosidase complex
Molecular function (GO): beta-galactosidase activity; carbohydrate binding
Source: RefSeq, a predicted model, not a curated record
AUGGGUGAUUUUAAAGAGACAAUCGCCAUGCCCGCCACCGAGACCAGCACCAAUGACUGGGAAAAUCCGCACAUCUUCCAGCGGAACAAGCUCCCUCCUCGUGCAUUCUUUCUCCCGAACACAUCGUUGUCACUGAAUGGCAGUUGGGACUUCCAUUAUGCGCCAUCUCCUCUGCUAGCACCUGCAAUUGGUAGCGAUGGGAAAAGUGACCCUUCUGUUGAUACUAAUGAAUGGACGAACAUCACCGUUCCAGGCCAUUGGCAACUUCAGGGGCAUGGAAGUCCCAAUUAUACGAAUACCAUUUUCCCCUUCCCUUGCGACCCACCGCGUGUGCCCAGCCACAAUCCUACGGGUACAUAUCGCAGAUCCUUUACGGUUCCAUCGGACUGGGAUCUUUCUGCACAAGUACGUCUUCGGUUCGACGGCGUGGACAGUGCGUAUCACCUCUGGGUGAAUGGACAAGAAGUGGGAUACGCCCAGGGGAGUCGCAAUCCAGCGGAGUUUGAUAUAACCAAGCUCAUUCGCCAUCGCGGGGAGAACGAUGUGGUCGUGCGCGUGUAUCAAUGGUCAGAUGGAUCGUACAUUGAGGACCAGGACCAGUGGUGGCUGUCAGGUAUCUUCCGCGACGUCACCCUACUUGCUUUCCCAUCGGUAGCUCGGAUUGAAGACUUCUUCGUGAAGACCGAGUUGGAUCAAUCCUACACCGAUGCUGUGUUGAAAGUCACAGUAAAUGUGCUUGCGACGGAAUCAGUGCUGUUGGAAGCGACAUUGCGCAGUCUGCGAGGUACACAAGACACAAUCGGAUACGAAAAAUUAUCUGUGGUUGAGAAUGGAUCGGUCACCUUGACAAUUCCAGUGAAAAGCCCCAAGAAAUGGACCGCGGAGACACCAAACCUUUAUGAUCUCCAGAUCACCUUGGGCUCUUCAUCAAACGGAGGUAAACCACUACAAGAGAUCAACCAUCGGGUUGGUUUCCGUCAGGUCGAGAUCAAAAAUGGAAACAUUACCGUCAAUGGGACACCAGUGCAAUUCCGAGGUGUCAACCGCCAUGAUCAUCAUCCGCUCUUUGGUCGAGCUGUGCCUUUGUCCUUUCUCCGAGAAGACCUUCUCCUUAUGAAGCGCCAUAAUAUCAAUUCCGUGCGGUGCUGUCACUACCCGUCCCAUCCCAAGUUAUACGAGCUCUGUGACGAGCUUGGGUUAUGGGUUAUGGACGAAGCAGACCUAGAAUGCCACGGGUUUUAUGACGCAGUCGCACGUCCUCUCGACGUCCCAGAGUCCAUGGACUAUGAGGAGCGUAAGAAAUUAACCUUUGAGAAGGCUGCUCAAUUCACCACCAACAACCCGGAGUGGAAGGAUGCCUACGUCGAUCGUGCGAUCCAAAUGGUCCAGCGGGACAAGAAUUAUGCUUGCAUCGUCAUUUGGUCCCUUGGUAACGAGGCAUUCUAUGGCCAAAAUCACCAGGCCAUGUAUGAUUACAUCAAGGCUACCGACCCCAGCAGACCAGUCCACUACGAGGGAGACCCGGAGGCAAAGUCGGCCGACAUGUUCUCCUAUAUGUAUCCGUCAGUGGACAGGAUAACCAAAUUGGCCGUUGCAGAAGGCGACAACUUCAAGAAGCCUAUCGUGCUCUGUGAGUAUGCUCAUGCGAUGGGCAACGCCCCUGGCGGCCUAGAAGAAUACAUGGAGGCAUUCCAGAAGUACCGACGCCUGCAAGGCGGGUGGAUUUGGGAGUGGGCAAACCAUGGUCUAUGGGAUGAAGAGCGCGGUUUUUACGCUUACGGUGGAGAUUUUGACGACUACCCUAACGACGGCACGUUUGUCAUGGACGGUCUUUGCUUUAGCAACCAUACCCCCACUCCUGGUCUGGUUGAAUUGCACAAGGCUUAUUCACCUGUACACGCGUGGUAUGCCGAUGGUUCGAUAUGCAUCGAAAACCGGUAUGACUUUGCCGGUCUCGAGAAUUUGCAUGCAUUCUACCGCGUAGAAGUAUUGGACUCCGAAUCCACUGUCAUUGCUAGCGGUACUCUUCGCCUUCCCUCCAUCGAGGCUGGAAAAACUGGGAAGUUGGAAUUCAACCCAGAUCUUCCUGCCAUUUCAGAAGGGGAGAUCUGGCUGACGGUCAGCUUCCAGACUACGCAGGAUAAGCCCUGGGCUGCCAGUGGGCAUGAAAUCGCUUGGUUCCAACACCAGCUCAAGACCCUCGCUGUGCGGCCCAAUCCUCCCGCCAAUCUUUCCAUUAAGUUGGAGUCUAGUAGAGCCGUUCAUACCGUUAGUGGCUCUGAUUUCAGCCUUACGUUCUCGCGUUCCACUGGAGGGUUGACCGGCUGGACGGUGAAAGGUUACCAACUCCUUGACUCCGAUUCCAAAACUGGCAUGGCCCUGGUUCCAGGCUUCUGGCGUCCUCCAACCGACAAUGACAUGUCCUGGGCUCUUGGAGAGCGACGCCGGUACUCAGUGGAUGACAUGCGAGUACAGCUGCGCAGCAUGGAUGUUGCGCACUUGGGUGAUGAUCGCAUUCGGAUUACGACAGAGUCGUGGUUGGGCCCACCAGUCCUCGCAUGGGGCUUCGUGGCUACCACGACCUACACUAUCGGUGGGGACGGCCAUCUGGUUGUCUCCGUGCACCUCAAACCUCAAGGUCCAAUGCCAGCAGACCUUCCUCGACUGGGUCUAGACCUUCGCCUCGCCGACGCAUUUGACAAUGCCAAAUGGCUCGGUCUGGGUCCUGGGGAGUCCUACCCAGACAAGAAGCGCUCUCAAAAAUUGGGAAUCUACAAGGCUACCACGGCACAGCUCCAGACCCCAUACGAAGUGCCCCAAGAAGGCGGAAACCGAUCCGAUACCCGUUGGCUACAACUUAGCGACAACCGUGGCUGGGGCAUCAAAGUCUCUCGGAACUCGGUGGAUACGGAUAAGGACACUGGUACUGCUUUCCAAUGGGUCGCAUCCCGGUACAGCGCAAAGCAAAUUGAGACUGCCAAACACCCUUGCGAUCUUGUUCCUGGUAAGACGGUUCUUGUCCGGAUUGAUGCUGAGUCCAGCGGAGUGGGAACUGGUGCUUGUGGCCCGACGACUUUGGAGAAGUAUCUUGUGCCCUGUGAGGAGCGAAAAUUCCAGUUUGAAUUUGCUCCUACUUUUAAGGAGGGUCAUUGA